Schistocerca nitens (vagrant locust) is the source of this 1404-nucleotide messenger RNA. Its product is annotated as phenoloxidase 1-like. Gene Ontology annotation, molecular function: oxidoreductase activity. The coding region runs from base 1 to 1404 and encodes 467 amino acids. The transcript is spliced from 10 exons. The record is from RefSeq and is a predicted model, not a curated record. Lineage: Eukaryota; Metazoa; Arthropoda; Insecta; Orthoptera; Acrididae.
AUGGGUGAAGUCAGAUAUGAUUUUGAACGACUGAGCAACAACAUGGGAAGAGUAGAAAGACUACUUCACUGGGAUAAACCUAUUGAAGAAGCUUAUUUUCCUAAACUUGAUAACAUACUUGCGAGUAGAGUCUGGCCUUCACGUCUGAAAAAUGCUAAACUUCAAGAUAUCAAUCGAGAAACGGAUGGACUCAUGAUUGACAUUCAAGACUUGCAACGAUAUCAAGAAAGAAUCUAUGAAGCUAUUCAUCAGCGGGCAGCUGUAAACGAGAAUGGAGAAUUAGUGCCUUUAACAGAAAGUAAUGGCAUUGAAAUUUUAAGCCAUCUGGUUCAGUCUACUGGUCUGUCUAUCAAUGAGCCUUAUUAUGGUGCUCUGAAUAACGAUGGGCAUACUGUAAUUGCCUUUAUCCAUGACCCUGAUGGAAGACAUUUGGAGCAAUCAGGCGUAAUGGGAGGCACUGCAACGUCCGUGAGAGAUCCCAUCUUCUACAAAUGGCACAAAUAUAUCGAUGACAUCUUCCAAGAGUACAAAAACUUGUUACCAAGGUACACUGAACAACAGCUAGAUUUUCCAGGAAUCACGGUGACUUCUGUGGAAGUAGUUUCAGAAAACGCGCCAAGGAAUGAGUUCGCCACAUUUUGGCAGAGGAGUGAUAUCGACCUCUAUAGGGGACUUGACUUCACACCCCGUGGACCAGUGCUUGCUCGUGUUACUCAUCUACAACAUUCUCCUUUUUCGUAUCUGAUACAGGUGGAAAAUGCAGGACCACCGGUAAGAGGCACCGUGAGAAUAUUUUUGGCACCUAAGUAUGAUGAAGGAGGUCUGCCUAUGUUGUUCCGAGAGCAAAAACUUCAAUUCAUUGAAAUGGAUCGUUUCAGUGUUGACCUGCUUCCUGGUACCAAUAGAUUUGAGCGGCCGUCUGUACAAUCAACUGUGACAGUGCCUAUUGAGCGCACUUUUAUUAAUUUGAACAGCUCCGAUCCCACGAAUUCAGAUGGUUUCGUCUACUGUGGAUGUGGAUGGCCACAUCACAUGCUUGUUCCGAAGGGAAAGCCCGAGGGACUUGUAUCCGAACUAUUCGUAGUGGUGUCUGACUACGCUAAAGAUCACGUGGAGCAGCCGCCGCCCUCCGGCUGCCGGCAGCCCGAGGUGUACUGCGGGUGGCGGGGCCGCCGCUACCCAGACGCGCGCUCCAUGGGCUUCCCUUUCGACCGCAUGCCUCGGCCCGGCGUUGACACCUUACAGCAGUUCCUCACUCCGAAUAUGAGAGUGCAGGAGACUGUCAAGAGCAGAGGAUUGUUGUACUUUUUCUACUAUUUCAGAGAGGUGGAUAUUCUCAUCGUCCUUCACAUCUUCCAUUACCGGGAAUGUACUGCAAUUGAAACUAUCUUGAAGCCGCCAUAA